GCCAUUUUUUGUCCUUUCUCAUGAUCUUCUUUCGCCUGCCUUUAUAAGCCAUUCAAAACUACAUCUUCCUCAAUCACUAAAUCUUUUUAUCUAUUUUACUCUAUAUAUUAGCUUCCAGAAAUGUCAAGUUCAAAAACAAGCAUGAAAGCACCCUUGGAACAACAAACAUGUCCCGCAGCUAUGGUUUUUCCAUUCCUUCAAAGGAAUACAUCCAUAUCUCAUAAUAAUGAAAGGAGAGGGCGGCGGAAACAAGCAGAGCCAGGGCGUUUUUUAGGAGUAAGGAGGAGGCCGUGGGGGAGGUACGCAGCAGAGAUUAGAGACCCAAGUACAAAAGAAAGACAUUGGCUUGGUACUUUUGAUACUGCACAUGAAGCUGCCCUUGCUUAUGAUAGGGCUGCCCUUUCUAUGAAAGGUACCCAAGCUAGAACUAACUUUAUUUACUCAGACACCACCCCUUAUUUUCCUCUUCUUUCCCCUUUUGAUGGCCCUUCUCUUUUAGCCUCCUCACCAUCAACUCAACUCUUCUCUCUUUCUCCUCCUCUCCUCAAACCACACAUCAACUUUACUACUACACCAUCACAAACUAUCACACUUAAUACUACACCCUCAAAAGUCGACUCCUGUACUAAACUCAAUGAUGAUUUCAACUGCUUUAUUAGUGAUGAUAAUUCUGGUUAUUUGGGUUGCAUUGUCCCUGAAAACUGCUUAAGACCGCCUUCCUCCCUAAAUAAAUAUAACCCUCACCAUAAUAUUGUCAUAAACACUCCAGUUGAUGACCCUAAAAAUGAAGCAUUACCCCUUGCAAAUGCUAACCAAAGCAUUCCACCAUUGACGUCGUCAUAUGACCAGCAAGAUUAUUCUUCUCUAUCGUCUUUCAACAAUAUAGAUGAUGAUGAUCAUGAUAAGUUACCAUGCAAUAAUUUCAGUGAUUAUUGCGAUGAUCUCUCAGCAAUCAUUAACAAUAAUAAUCCAUUAAUGGUUGAAGAUGGUUGCAUGGAAACUUUAUACCCUAUGAUUCACAACGUCGUACCAACGUCAAAUUCUUAUUUUACAAUGCCUUAUGUUACCGCUUAUGCAUCUUCUGAUGAUAUGCUUGACUUGGGGUAUUUGUUGUUUUAGUGCCAUUGCUAUAAUUAAGAUCAUUGCUUUGUUUUAAUUAAAGGUAUCUACGUACUUCUUCUAGCUAUAUGUUUCUUUUUAAACAUCGAUCAUGCAACUGUUUUUAUACGUAAUUAUGUUCUUUUGAUGUAACACAAUAAUAUAUAUACUU
This is a messenger RNA of Spinacia oleracea (spinach), 1270 nucleotides long. RefSeq names its product ethylene-responsive transcription factor ERF086-like. Gene Ontology annotation, molecular function: DNA-binding transcription factor activity; DNA binding. The coding region runs from base 121 to 1119 and encodes 332 amino acids. The transcript has a single exon. The record is from RefSeq and is a predicted model, not a curated record. Gene Ontology annotation, biological process: regulation of DNA-templated transcription. NCBI's taxonomy places the organism in Eukaryota, Viridiplantae, Streptophyta, Magnoliopsida, Caryophyllales, Amaranthaceae.